Beta vulgaris subsp. vulgaris (sugar beet) is the source of this 1325-nucleotide messenger RNA. RefSeq lists its product as hypothetical. NCBI's taxonomy places the organism in Eukaryota, Viridiplantae, Streptophyta, Magnoliopsida, Caryophyllales, Amaranthaceae. Bases 221 to 1027 code for a protein of 268 amino acids. The record is from RefSeq and is a predicted model, not a curated record. The transcript has 8 exons.
UUUUUGGAACUCCACUCACAACAAAAGACUCCUAAAUUUGUCACAUCUCUCUCUCUCUCUCUCUCUCUCUCUCGUGGUCUCCCUUUAUCAUCAACUACCUUCGUUCCAAAGAUUUCAAACUCAUCUUCAUUCAUUUUAUUCAAAGUCAAAAUCUAGGGUUUUUGCUCUACUUCUCUCUCUCUUAACACAUUUCUCUAGAUCGAAGACCAGAGAAUCGAAAAUGGUGUCGCAAGAUUACGUGCAGAAAAUGGAGGCACGGCAAAAUUUCCGAAACCUUUGGCACACUGAUCUUCUUCACACUAUUCAAGGCGAUACUCCUUAUUGCUGCUUUUCGUUGUUCUGUGGGCCAUGCGUAUCCUAUAUGCUGCGGAAACGUGCUCUUUAUAAUGACAUGUCGAGAUAUGUAUGCUGUGCAGGAUAUAUGCCUUGUAGUGGUCGGUGUGGUGAGAGACGAUGUCCUGAAUUUUGUCUUGCCACUGAGGUUUUCCUCUGCUUUGGGAAUUCAGUGGCAUCUACGCGUUUUAUGCUACAGGAUGAAUUCAACAUACAGACAACUCAAUGUGAUAACUGCAUAAUUGGUUUCAUGUUGUGCCUGAACCAACUUGCAUGCAUAUUUUCCAUAGUAGCCAUGAUUGUGGGAAGUCAAGAAAUCCAAGAAGCAUCUCAAUUGCUGAAUUGCCUGUCUGAUAUGGUUUACUGCACUGUCUGCGCGUGUAUGCAGACACAACACAAGAUUGAAAUGGACAAGCGUGAUGGCAAAUUUGGGCCUCAGCCAAUGGCAGUACCACCAGUUCAGCAGAUGUCUCGAAUUGAUCAGCCAUAUCCUUCCACUGUUGGAUAUCCUCCCCCUCAACCCCAACCAGGAUAUGGUUAUCCACCUCCAUCUCAAGGCUACCCGCCUGCCGGUUCUGCUUAUCCUCAACAAGGCUACCCACCAGUUGGCUCUGCUUAUCCUCAACAAGGGUACACACCAGCUGGCUCUGCUUAUCCUCCACCAGGCUACCCACCAGCUGGUUAUCAGAAAUGAUCGCUACUUUGCUAAAAGAAGCGGUUUGCAAAAUUGAUUAUUAUUUUCAAGCUAUGUGUAUUUCUUGGUGAUUUGGCUUGCAUUGACAACUCUCAAAUUAGUAUUCUUGUAGCAGUGUCGCUGCUGCUGCUGUAGAUUCUACCUCCAAAACUUGUCUAAGGUCUGAUAUGAUGUGAAUGUCCACCCUUCUUUCUGUUUCUCCAUGGAUUCCAGAAUUUCUGAAACCCUGUGACUGAGAAUGUUAGCUAAAUAUUGGUAUAAUUUUAAGGUUAAGCAUCUAAAUUUUCUUGUGCCUUUA